CUGGACCUGACACCAGAAAGCAAUCUCCGUCACAAAGCGGAGCCGUCCGCGCUAGAAACCUCCAUCGCACGGAGGGGUGAGUGGCAUCGAAGAACGCAAAGGAAUUCCAAGACAGCCUUUUAAAAAAAGAAAUGAAAAUUAAAAACAAAUAUCCAGUGUUAUAAACCAGAAGCAGGCACAUCAUCCCCAGGACGUUUUGGAGAAGAGAAUGUCUCUGGUUCAAGGAGAGAAUGCUUGUAAAUUCCAGAGAGAGGGGGAAAAAUAUAUAACAAAAUAAAAUCAAGAGAAAGAGAUCUCUUCGGAGCACGUUCUGAAUCCUGAUGCCACGUUUGGAGAAGGAAGAGCCAUUUUCAACCUCGCUUCUCAACAAUUUCGAGAGAUUUCUUGUUCACAAUUAGCCCGACUUACAAGGAUUUACAGGUACAAAUGGGCCAAGGCUAUCAAGUCUGAAAUUUUAAAAUUUAUGUGGCUUUUUCAAGGAAGGACUUUGGGGCAGAAAAUUGGAGAUGAGCAUUGAUUGGACCAAGAUCCUUUGAAGGAGCAAGUGAGACGUUUUGCAUCAUGCUAAUCGUUCACGGAAAUCAUACUUGGCUGCCUAAGAAGACCAAGUUUCUAGAUUCUGGGGAAUGCUUCAAUGAGAUAAUAAUUUUAAGCCCAGCCGCCUGGUCACCACGAUGCUCUUGCCUUUGAACACAUCUCAUCUCAGGAAUGGAUCUCCGCAGAUCGACUCCAGAGAAUGGAAUGUACAACGCUGGGCCGGUCUGCUCACCCUGAUAGUCAUCAUCCCCACCAUCGGAGGAAAUAUCCUCGUCAUAUUGGCCGUGUCUUUGGAGAAAAAAUUACAAUACGCCACCAAUUACUUCCUGAUGUCUUUGGCGGCGGCCGAUUUGCUGGUGGGCCUCUUUGUGAUGCCGAUCGCCCUGCUGACUCUGUUGUUUGAAGAGCCCUGGCCGCUCCCUCCGUACCUCUGCCCCGCCUGGCUGUUCCUGGACGUCCUCUUUUCCACGGCCUCCAUCAUGCACCUCUGCGCCAUCUCCCUGGACCGCUACGUCGCCAUCAAAAAGCCCAUCCAGGCCAGCCAAUACAACUCGCGGGCAACCACCCUGAUCAAAAUAGCCGUGGUGUGGCUCAUCUCCAUAGGCAUCGCGAUUCCAAUCCCGAUUCGCGGGAUAGAAGACAAUGGUGCCAACUUUCGGAACUUUACCUGCGUGCUGAAGCCCAACCGUUUCGGCGACUUCAUCCUGUACGGCUCAAUAGCCGCCUUCUUCGUCCCGCUGGCCAUUAUGGUGGUGAGUUACUUCCUGACCAUCCGGGUCCUGCACCGGAAGGCUCACUUGGUCAACAAGCAGCCUCAACGUCUGACUUGGAACACCAUCUCCACCGUUUUCCAGCGGGAGAUGACAGACGGAUCCUCACCGGAAAAAAUGGCCAUGCUGGAGGGUUCCCGCAAGGACAGAACUCUGCCGAACGGGAACGGAGAGAUGCUGAUACGCAGGAUGUCCACCGUCGGGAAAAAGUCAGUGCAGUCUAUCACCAACGAACAGCGGGCUUCCAAGGUGCUGGGGAUUGUGUUCUUCCUUUUUCUGGUGAUGUGGUGCCCUUUUUUCAUCACCAACAUCACCUCCGUCCUGUGCAAAUCCUGCAGUGAGGAGUUCAUCCAGAUGCUGAUGGAGAUCUUCGUCUGGAUCGGCUACGUCUCCUCGGGGGUGAAUCCGCUGGUCUACACCCUUUUCAAUAAGACCUUCCGGGAAGCCUUCGGCAGGUACAUCACCUGCAAUUACCAGACUACGGUGUCUGGCACGGCCUCCCGGAGACCCUCCGCCAGGCUCUCGUUCCGAAACUCGGUGACCGAGAACUCCAAGCUUUUUAUGAUGCACCAUGGAAGGCGGAACGGGAUCAAUCCGGUCGGCUACCCAAACCACCGGCUUUGCAGCUCGCCCAUCCAGUCGGCGUCGGCCGUUCUGCUGGACACGUUGCUCCUCACCGAGCACGAAGCGGACAAAACAGAAGAACAAGCCAGCUACGUGUAGCCCGGCGGUGGGAAAUGCACCCUGUGCGCGCACGCAAAGCCCGUCGGGAAACGGCAGUAUGUGUAUAUAUAUGGUUUUCAUCCAUUAUUUAUAUGAUCCCUAACUGCAGUUUUAAGAACUGGUCUCCUCUUGCCCCAAGACCGCCUCCGUUUACUCCAGUGUAAGAGAUAAAGCAAGCUUUCCGACACUGCGAGUUUAUAAACGGAGGAGCCUCAAUAAAUAAAUACAGCUCUGGCAAGUCUCGGGUCUCCGAUUCCUCAUCUCCGAUUUAUUUAAACAGACGCACACGCGACGUGACAAAAAGACAAAGGGCUACUUUUUCAAACCUACGCAAGGUUUGU
Thamnophis elegans (Western terrestrial garter snake) is the source of this 2371-nucleotide messenger RNA. RefSeq names its product 5-hydroxytryptamine receptor 2B-like. The transcript is spliced from 4 exons. Gene Ontology annotation, molecular function: G protein-coupled serotonin receptor activity; neurotransmitter receptor activity. Bases 675 to 2030 code for a protein of 451 amino acids. Gene Ontology annotation, biological process: smooth muscle contraction; heart development; regulation of behavior. Gene Ontology annotation, cellular component: dendrite; plasma membrane. The record is from RefSeq and is a predicted model, not a curated record. Lineage: Eukaryota; Metazoa; Chordata; Lepidosauria; Squamata; Natricidae.